Messenger RNA from Thelazia callipaeda (thelaziosis nematode), 117 nucleotides. NCBI's taxonomy places the organism in Eukaryota, Metazoa, Nematoda, Chromadorea, Rhabditida, Thelaziidae. The record is from the annotation of a GenBank genome assembly.
AUGAUUCCGUGUUAUCCAAUUAAUCGCAAAAUGAGCAAGCAUGAAAUACUACGUGGAGCGAUUCGUUAUUUACAAAUUCUUGAGUAUUUACUCGGAAUGCGCAGCAGUUUUGUCUAA